Acanthosepion pharaonis is the source of this 516-nucleotide messenger RNA. The record is from the annotation of a GenBank genome assembly. Lineage: Eukaryota; Metazoa; Mollusca; Cephalopoda; Sepiida; Sepiidae.
AUGCCACUUGUUCAUAUCUCCAUCUCAGCCUAUUUAUAUCUAUAUCAUAUCUCAUCUAUCUAUCUAUCUAUCUAUCUAUCUCAGCUAUUUAUUUACAUUCAUCUAUCUAUUCAUCUAUCUAUCAUCUUAUCUAUCUAUCUCUGUUCAUUUAGCAUCUAUUCCAUUCCGUUCAUAUCUAUCUAUGCCACCUGCUCAUAUCUCUAUCUCAUUUAUUCAUAUUCAUCUAUAUCUAUCUAUCUAUUCAUUCAUCCAUCCAUCAUUCAUCUAUCUUUAUCUUUUAUUAUCUAUUUUUUUUUCUUUCUAUCUAUUCACCCAUCUAUUCAUCUAUCUAUAUCUAUUUUUUUUUCUUUCUUUCCAUUCAUUCAUUCAUUCAUCAUUCCAUUCAUCUAUCUAUCUAUUUUUUUUUUUUUCUUUCAUAUCUACCCAUUCAUCAUUCAUCUAUCUAUCUAUUAUUUUUUUUUUCUUUCUUUCUUUCUAUCUAUCUAUAUAUCUAUCUAUCUAUUUAUUAAUAUCUAA